CAAGACCAAGUGACACUUCGGGACAGUGUAUCGUUGUUUAUUUUCAUUUCUGCAAAAGUAAUUCGUGAAUACCGGCUGAUUUUUGUUUUAUUGUGUGUACUUCAUUUUUCUUCGCUUGAUAUAUUGGGUGCAUUGCCGCUAACAGUUUUCUGUGACAAACAUCGAUCUAACACAAAGAUGCAGUUCACAACAGCUUGCAUAACAGCAAUGUUGGUAUUGGCCAGCACACACAAGACGCUGGCGGCUCCAGUGGAAACUUCAGUGGCACUUCAGGAUAGCAGCGAGCUUGGCGAAUUGAAUCCCAUUAAUGCAGAGGAGGUGUUAGGCGCCGAUCUUGAACGCAACAAAAGAAAACUACCCGAUGCAACAUUUGAGGCUAAAAAUGCCGUUCUUGGCUUUGUGUUUGGUAAGAUCGACAACUUUCUGGAUACAAAGACGCGCGUGAUUGAGCAGCUGGAUCGCUCAAAUAUUGAGAAGAAUAAGCAAUGGGAUAUUAAGGCACCGGUGCCAAUUAAGGACUUCCAGACUCUGAUCACCGCGGUCGUCUCACCAAAGAUCCGUUCCAUUGGCAACAUUGCCAAUGAUCUGACCACCGGUGUCCUCACCACAAUCACAGCAUUUAGCGGCUCCUCGUCGGGCAAUGGCAAUGCCAAUGCCGGUCUGGGCAAUGUGGUCUCCAAGUUCCUCGGCUUCUCCGGUCCCAUUCUGCAGGGUUCAUCGGGAGGCGUCAAUGGUAUCGCUGGUGUCACGACACCAGCGCCAGACUCUGAUGAGGCGGGCUAUUAAAGCGGCUGCUUCGCUGGCUUCUGGAUCGUUCAUUCUCUACACAAUUUUGGUUCCAUAAUUUAUGUACUUCACACUCACCACCUCUCUCCUGAUAUGUGGGACGAAACAGAUUGAUAUAUCUGAUUGAUUCCAUCUGAUGCUCGCACGAUUCAUUUUCAAACUGUGCAUUGAUUUUUUUGUUGUUGUAGUUUAGAAAAUAAGAUAAAAAAAAGAAAAUGAAAUGAAAAAAAAACACACUCUGUACCAGACUUUUACUUGCUUUUUCGUCAGGGCAAAAAAGUUAAGUUAUAUUCAUGUUUUGUAAAUAUUGGCGCAUAUAUGUUAAAUAUGUUAAACCUACGACUAUGAAACGAUUAUAAAAAAAAACACAAGGAAUUUUUUGUAUGUACAUCAAUAAAUCAUUAUGAAAUAA
Messenger RNA from Drosophila albomicans, 1198 nucleotides. RefSeq lists its product as uncharacterized. NCBI's taxonomy places the organism in Eukaryota, Metazoa, Arthropoda, Insecta, Diptera, Drosophilidae. The record is from RefSeq and is a predicted model, not a curated record. Bases 178 to 786 code for a protein of 202 amino acids. The transcript is spliced from 5 exons.